Messenger RNA from Ostreobium quekettii, 423 nucleotides. NCBI's taxonomy places the organism in Eukaryota, Viridiplantae, Chlorophyta, Ulvophyceae, Bryopsidales, Ostreobiaceae. The record is from the annotation of a GenBank genome assembly.
AUGGAUCAGAAGGCCUCGGGCGCGCGCAAACGGGCGCGGGAGGCCGUGGAAGUCGACGCGCCGGCCGCCGAGCCUCCGCUGACAAGUGCGCCGGCCCGCCAACCGGAUGGUCCGCCAACAUCCCAAUGGCGGGAGCCGACCGGCGGGCAGGGCUGCGAGGUGAAGAGGGCGGAUGACUUGCGAGCGAGAUGGGUGACAACACAAGAAGAGAAUGGCCUGAUGAAGGUGCACAUACUCGCACUCUUGCAGAAUUCCCAGAAAGGAGGAAACGAUUCUCAAAAGGCCAUCGAAGACGAAUGCCACAUCCUGAAGGCAGAGCUGAAGCGCGCCAGGGAGAGUUUGAAAAAGGCAAAGGCGGUAAGGGGCUUCUGGCGGGAACUCUCAUGGGAUGUUGCAGCUGUUGUGCUUUUCACUCAGCGAUGA